Molecule: messenger RNA, 1719 nt
Organism: Drosophila suzukii
Lineage: Eukaryota; Metazoa; Arthropoda; Insecta; Diptera; Drosophilidae
Gene: vig2
Product: vig2
Cellular component (GO): nucleus; cytoplasm
Molecular function (GO): RNA binding
Source: RefSeq, a predicted model, not a curated record
CGAUUGGCAGGAAAACCAUCGAUGCGUCCGUGGGACCAUCGAUCAUCGAUGUUUCUCCCUUCACUUUCGUUUCCGGCGAGACAUUUUACAACAUGGACAAUUCUGCCAAGAACCGCUAUGAGCUGUUGUUCAUGGACGACGAUGACUCCUCCGCGCCUGCCCAGCCACAGAUUCCCGCCGUAGUGGCGCCUGCCAAGAAACCAGAGCCCCAAGCCCCCAAGGCCCCCAAGAGCAAGCCGGAGAAGGAGAACAAGCCGGUGGUGUCGGCCCGCAAGGCCAACGCUACCAAUCCGGCGGCAAAGAACGCGAGUCCGGUGAAGGGUGGUGGCAAGCUGGUGCCGUCUGGCGGGGUGGGUCGUACCAGGAACCCCACAACCAAUGGAGGCAACAACCAGGGCCGCUUCAAUAACAACAACAGCAACAACAACCAGCGAUACGGAAACAAGGAAUCAACCGGGGAGUUCGGAAACGAGCUGCCCCAGCGUCAGUUCAGCAAUCGUGAUAACAGGGGACCACCACGCGCCCGUGCCGGCGAGAAGUUCGGAAAGCGCGAGUUCGAUCGCCAGUCGGGAUCCGAUAAAACCGGCGUCAAGUCAAUUGACAAACGCGAAGGCGGCGGUGCCCACAACUGGGGGUCCCCGAAGCAGGACAUCGAGGACCUGAAGACCACCGGCGAGUCGUCUCCGCAGGCGGACAAAGAGGACUCUGCCAACGAGCAGUCGGCUGAUCCCGCGAUCGCCGCUGAGGAAGAUGAGUCCAAGCAGAUGACCCUUGACGAGUGGAAGGCCCUGCGGGAUCAGCGUGCCAAGCCCAACUAUAACUUGCGCAAGGCUGGUGAGGGAGCUGUUGACAACGCGGAAUGGAAGAAGAUGGUGGUGUUGAGCAAGAAGAAGGAGAGCAAUAGCGAGGACGAGCUGGAGUACGAUCCCUCGCUGUAUCCCCAGAGAGUGGGUCGUCUUCAGCGCAUCGUGGACAUCCAGUUCAAUUUUAAUGAUGGACGCAAGGGCGGCUUCCGAAAGGGACCCCGUCCAGGAGCCGGUCCCCGUGGUGAAGGAUUCCGCGGUGAGGGCGGGUUCCGCAACGAUGGACCUCGUGGAGAGGGUGGCUAUCGCAACGAUGGACCUCGUGGAGAGGGUGGCUAUCGCAACGAUGGACCUCGCGGAGAGGGAACCCGCAACGAAGGACCUCGCGGAGAAGGUGGCUACCGCAACGACGGACCUCGUGCAGAGGGUGGCUACCGCAACGAGGGACCUCGUGGGGAGGGUGGCUUCCGCAACGACGGUCCUCGCGGAGAGGGUUUCCGUGGACCGCGCUUUAACAACGGACCCAGCAACGGUUUUGAAAACAGACAGGAAAACAACAGAUUCGGGGAGAAACGCCGCUCCGCUCAGAAGCCCCUGAAGGUCGACGAUGAAGUUCAAUUCCCCACUCUGUGCUAGGAACUGAAUACAACAACAACAAUAAGGUUUAACAAUUUCACGUAUUACAUAAUUAGUAAGCUGCUCCUUUGGUUAACGAAUAACCAUUAGAUUUUCGGGCGUAAUCUAUGAAGCUUGACGACCGAUUAACAGAAACAAAUCAGCCACGCUUAUUCAUAUUCCUUAGUUGUAAACAAAAAUUUUUGAAUUUUUUCACUCUCAUCAUUUACGCAUUUAAAAUAACUAUUACAAAUAGUUGGAAUGUUGAAAUAAAUUACUUCAUUUAUAAACCAAGGAAAAA